Molecule: messenger RNA, 1414 nt
Organism: Glossina fuscipes
Lineage: Eukaryota; Metazoa; Arthropoda; Insecta; Diptera; Glossinidae
Gene: Sfxn2
Product: sideroflexin-2
Exons: 7
Coding region: 278-1252 (324 amino acids)
Biological process (GO): monoatomic ion transport; serine import into mitochondrion
Cellular component (GO): mitochondrial inner membrane
Molecular function (GO): monoatomic ion transmembrane transporter activity
Source: RefSeq, a predicted model, not a curated record
AUACAACUCUGUCUUUGUUAGUUGCAUUUGACAUGCGUAAAAACCCCAAACGGAAUGGAUGGUCGAAUGCGCUUAAUUUAUAUAAAUUGUUAUACCGGAAAAGGCUGAAAACUACGGUAAACGGAAGGCAAUUGACUUCUAACUGCUUGGAUUUUAGAAACUAAGCUGAACGUCUUGGCGUAUUUUGAAGUAUAUUUUCGAUAAGGUAGUGAAGUACUUACGUAAUAUUGGUUUGUCCUACAAAGUGAGCAAUUGUUCACUAUAAAAUUGAUAAAAGAUGAGUCGCAUUGAUGUGGACAAACCCUUGUAUGAUGUCAAUACCUUUCUGGGACGUUUUCGGCAUUUUGCAUGGAUGAGCGAUCCACGCACUUGCAUUUUGUCCGAUGAUAAAUUGCGUCAAGCUAAAACGUUAAUAGAGCAAUAUCGCAAAGGGCAAGAACCUCCCGGUACUACAUCGGAUCAAGUUAAAUAUGCCAUGAAGUUGUAUAGUUCAGCCUUUCAUCCUGAUUCCGGUGAGCUGCAAAAUUUCGCCGGACGUAUGAGCUUUCAGAUGCCCGGCGGUAUGAUAAUCACUGGAGCUAUGUUGGCUUUUUAUCGUACUGUGCCUGAAAUUGUCUUCUGUCAAUUUAUUAAUCAGUCGUUUAACGCUCUGGUUAAUUACACGAAUCGUAACGCUAAUUCGCCUACUUCGGUCGCUCAACUAGGCGUAGCUUAUGUUUCGGCUACGUCUUCAGCUCUCGUAGCGGCCUUAGGCUGUAAAAGUUAUUGGACCAAAAGGGCUCCUCCCAUUUUUCAGCGUUAUGUACCUUUCGCGGCAGUGGCUGUAGCCAAUUGUGUUAAUAUACCGUUAAUGAGGCAGAACGAAAUUGCUAAAGGCAUAGAAGUGACUGAUGAAAACGGCAAUGCCGUAGGCCGAAGUCGCCUGGCCGCUGUGAAGGGUAUAAGCCAGGUGGUAAUGUCGCGUAUAACGAUGUGUGCACCAGGCAUGUUACUGCUACCUAUACUUAUGGAGAAAGUCGAAAAGGCAUAUCCGGCCUACAAACGUAUGAAAUGGCUAGAUGCGUCCGUACAAACUUGCAUGGUGGGAUGUUUCUUAUUAUUCAUGGUACCAACUGCUUGCGCACUAUUUCCUCAGAUAUGUUCAUUGAAAACUUCGACUAUGAAACGUUUUGAACCGGCAUUGUAUGAGGAAAUGGUCGAGAAAAAUAAAGGCAAAGUACCAGAAAAGAUAUACUUUAACAAGGGUUUGUAAACGAAGACUACUGCAUAACAAAUACAUAUGCAAAAGACAAUAAUUUAAUCGAGCGUCAAAAGUAAUAUUAUGUUUAGAGAGCAUUUACGUUUAAAAAAUGUAACAAAAAUUAUUUAUUUAUUAAAAAGUGUUUUUUUUUUUCGGCGUAUUAAAAAAUAGUAU